GCUGAGUUUCCGGUCGGAGGCCUUUGCCCAGCGCCCCGCGGCCCUGAGGGGCGGCGGCGCUGGCGGCGGCGGAGGCAGCGGGGGGAUCCGGAAGUCAACACCAUGUCGAGUCUGCACAAGAGCCGGAUUGCAGAUUUCCAGGAUGUCCUGAAGGAGCCCACGAUUGCCUUGGAAAAGCUUCAGGAACUCAGUUUUAGUGGCAUCCCCUGUGAGGGCGGACUGCGGUGCCUCUGCUGGAAGAUUCUCUUGAACUACCUCCCCUUGGAGAGAGCGUCAUGGACCUCCAUCCUGGCCAAGCAGAGGGAGCUGUAUUCUCAGUUCCUGAGGGAAAUGAUCAUCCAGCCUGGCAUCGCCAAGGCCAACAUGGGUGUAUCCAGGGAGGAUGUGACCUUUGAGGACCAUCCACUCAACCCUAACCCCGACAGCCGAUGGAACACGUACUUCAAGGACAACGAGGUGCUGCUGCAGAUCGACAAAGAUGUCCGAAGGCUGUGCCCAGACAUAUCCUUCUUCCAGAGGGCCACCGAGUACCCCUGCCUCCUCAUCCUGGAUCCGCAGAAUGAGUUCGAGACCCUUCGUAAGCGGGUGGAACAGACGACACUGAAAUCCCAGACGGUGGCCCGGAACCGGAGUGGGGUCACAAAUAUGAGCUCCCCGCACAAGAACGCGGCGCCCUCAUCCCUGAACGAGUAUGAGGUGCUGCCCAACGGCUGCGAGGCCCACUGGGAGGUCGUGGAGCGGAUUCUGUUCAUCUACGCCAAGCUCAACCCUGGCAUCGCUUACGUGCAGGGCAUGAAUGAGAUCGUGGGGCCCCUGUACUACACCUUUGCCACCGACCCCAACAGCGAGUGGAAAGAGCACGCCGAGGCGGACACCUUUUUCUGCUUCACCAACCUCAUGGCUGAGAUCCGGGACAACUUCAUCAAGAGCCUUGACGACUCACAGUGUGGCAUCACCUACAAGAUGGAAAAGGUGUAUUCCACACUGAAGGAUAAGGACAUGGAACUCUACCUGAAACUGCAAGAGCAGAAUAUCAAGCCCCAGUUCUUCGCCUUCCGCUGGCUGACACUGCUGCUGUCCCAGGAGUUCUUGCUGCCUGAUGUCAUCCGGAUCUGGGACUCCCUGUUUGCCGACAACAGCCGCUUUGAUUUCCUCCUUCUGGUCUGCUGCGCCAUGCUCAUACUGAUCCGGGAGCAGUUGCUGGAAGGGGACUUUACCGUAAACAUGCGGCUCCUGCAGGAUUACCCCAUCACAGACAUCUGCCAGAUCCUACAGAAAGCCAAGGAACUCCAAGACUCACAAUAGCCUGGCGGCAAGAGGCCCAGGUUUGGGAGAGAAGCCACCGCCGACCCCUGUGCCCUGGCUUCUGGGACGUGCAGGAGCCCGUGGGGUCCCAGCCAGAGGGGCCGCUGCAGGAUCAGCCUGCUCCAGGCCUCUCACCCUGGCCGCUCCCACCGGGGGCCCGCUGUGCCCUGCUCCUUCCUAACCACCGAGCCCUGGCUCCUCCCCCCACUCCACCCCUUCCACCCUGGACCCUUCGCCCAGGCUGCUGAGCAAGGCAGGAGCUUGUGAGGUGGUUUCCUGGGGCUGGGGCAGAUUGCGGGCCCUGGGGGCAGGCAAGGGCCCCUCCCUGCCUCUGCUCUGCUGCUCUCUUCCUGCUCUCCUGCUCCAUCUUCUGGGCGCUGGUCGGGGAGGUGCUCGGCAGAUGAGCCAGAAACCACUUCUGGAGGUUGGUGCUUGGGCUUCUCCACAGGGAAGGUGACACCGUGAAGGAGCUAAGAGGCUGCCAGGCGCAGGUCUCACCCUCUGUCUCUUUCCCACAGAGGGUGUGUGUGUGUGUGUGUGUGUGUGUGUGUGUGUGUGUGUGUGUGUGUGUGUGUGUGUGUGUGUGUGUGUGUGUGUGUGUGUGUGUGUGUGUGUGUGUGUGUGUGUGUAGUUGUGGGUUGCUGUGUAUGUUUUUUAAUCCCCCUCGCGUGUGCUUCUCUUCCGUCUGUGUGUGUUUCCAUGUGUCUGGAGGGAGGUGACUCCCUCUUGGUCUUUGCUUCUUCUUGUCUGUCUCUGCCUCCGCCUCCGUCUCCCUCUCUUUCCUUCCACCUCUUUCACUGAGGGGGUGUGGCUCUCACUCUGUCCGCCCCUCUCCGUUGCUCGCUCUCUCCCCUCUCUUUGGGUUGCCUUAUCCUCAGCCCCUCCCCCACCCUCCUCUCUAUGCGCAAGAAUCCUGGAGACAGGAUGAAGAGUCUGGCUCAGCCAAGCUCCUGGAGGUCAGCCUUGACCCUUGCAGCCUGUUCCCAUCUCCCAGGUCUAGGCUCCCAGGGCUCCCAGUCCACAGUGCCUCACUCGAGGGCCCUGAACCCUUGCCCCACCGCAGGAUUCUUGGAAACCCAGAGUUGCUGAGAAUUAAUAGCCCAUGAAGCUUUGAGCCUCACCCACCUGCCCAGGGAGGGAGGGGGGAGGAGAGGGAGAGCUGGGUCUUCCAGAGGUUCCCCCAAAGGUCCUUCUCUCCCAAAAGAAAAAGGACAUUAAGGUUGGGAUCCAGGUGCUUCUGAGGUGUAGUCGUUUCCUUGGCUUCCAGGUGCCGGCCCAGGGCAGGCGAGUCCCAUAAAGGGCAGUGGGACCAAAGGGAGCCUCUCUGGGUCAGGCGUGGCCGAGCUCAAAGGCCUGGGUCCUGUCAGGGCCAGGAGAGCCAUGUCUCCCUCAGGCAGGGGAGCUGAAGGAGGUGCAGGCCCUUCUCCGGUCACCUGCUCGGGCUGCUCCCAGGAUGUGGGGCACAUGCGUACCGAGUAGGAGCAGCCGGCUCCUCCCACGCUGGGCUGUGGGAGUAGUGGGCCUAUUCUGACCAAGGCCCUCCCUCCUUUUGUGAGGAGGCAGCUGGUUUGCAUCUGGAAGGCUGGGUAACGUAGCAUGGGCCCUCUUCAUCUCCCCAGACUGGCCAGCAGGGACCCUCACGCCCCCCGGAAACUUCCUUAGCCUGACAGCCAGGACUUGUGGCUAUGGGGCGGGAACAGCUUCCCCAAGGAGGCGCCUUUCCAGGCUGUCCCUUGGAUGCUUCUAGGACUCCAUGCACUUGCCUUUUUCCUCCUCCUCUCCCAGCACAGUAUUUGGGAGAUUUUUACUAUUUAUUCAGACUCCUGGUUAUUUAUUGCAGAUUGGCAAGUGCUUGAUUUGGGGAUGAAGGGUAGGGCUGGAAUGGUGGAAACCAGCUGGAGUCAUGGUCUUCCUGACCUUCCAAGGUCAGUCAACAUCCUCUCCCCCUGCCUCUGGGACCUUCCUGGUUUUCCAGCAGGUCCUGGCUGGGAGGGCCCUGAGCUCUGUAAUAGAACUGGGUGUAAGGGAGACAAGAGAGUUGGUAUCCUUGCCAGCCUCCAAGACCCCGGCAUGGGGUAGAAACGCUGCUUCCCAGCAGCCUGGCUUACCCUCUUCCCAGAACUUGUCAGCUGGUGGUUCAGUCACAACUUGAUCCCUUCACAGCCUGUCGCUUGGACCACAGCCUGGGUCCCAGCAGACACUGCCCAGGACACCUGAUGCGUUGCCUCUUGCCUGUCCCUCUGCCUUCCCUCCUGGUACCAUACUACUUGAAUCACUGCAUCUCAUUUGCCUCAGUGGCAGACCUGGGUCCAGUGCCCUCUCCUUGACCUUGUGAUGAAGGUCAAAAGAGCACAGGAACCACGUCCAGGUUAGACUGAGCUCGCCAAUGGGAGGACCUGCCCUUGGCAAUUCUCCCUCCCCAGACUCUCAAGGGAGGUCCCCAGAGAGCUAGAGACCCUGAGGCUUCCUGCUUGGGAAGCUGCCCCCAGGACUUUGGACACUUAGAGAAUGGGCUGUAUGAGUUCAGCAGGUCUCAUUCCAAGGGUCAGAAUGUUAGUCUGCUUUUGUUUUCUCGUCUGUUUUGUUCUUUGAAUCAAUGCUGUUGAUGACAAGUUGUCUUUAAUAAAUCAUGUGUUCUUUGCA
Messenger RNA from Eubalaena glacialis (North Atlantic right whale), 3948 nucleotides. RefSeq names its product TBC1 domain family member 13 (gene TBC1D13). Gene Ontology annotation, biological process: intracellular protein transport; activation of GTPase activity. Lineage: Eukaryota; Metazoa; Chordata; Mammalia; Artiodactyla; Balaenidae. The transcript has 12 exons. Gene Ontology annotation, molecular function: GTPase activator activity. Bases 103 to 1305 code for a protein of 400 amino acids. The record is from RefSeq and is a predicted model, not a curated record.